Capsicum annuum is the source of this 1806-nucleotide messenger RNA. RefSeq lists its product as uncharacterized. Gene Ontology annotation, molecular function: nucleic acid binding. The transcript is spliced from 7 exons. The record is from RefSeq and is a predicted model, not a curated record. Gene Ontology annotation, biological process: DNA integration. Bases 1 to 1806 code for a protein of 601 amino acids. NCBI's taxonomy places the organism in Eukaryota, Viridiplantae, Streptophyta, Magnoliopsida, Solanales, Solanaceae.
AUGUUGCAAACCAUACCGAGCUCAAUCUUCUUACAGUUUGGGAGCUUCGAUCUAGUUGAAAUAUAUUUUCCAAGGAAGACUCUUAAAGGAUCAUUGGGAACAGACAACAAAGCUAAAGGUAAUGAUGAUGAUGGUUGGACCUUGGUUUCUCGUAAGAAAAAAAGACAUCAGGCGGUUCUAAGAAUACGACUUCCUAAGCCAAGAGUGAUAAAGAAUAACGCGGAGCAUAUACGACCACCAAAAAGUGUUAAGUUUGAUACUAGCAAGAAGAUUGAUGGUGCAUUAUCACGGAAAGACCAAAGGCCUAUUACAUUGUAUGAGUUCUUUCCGAAAAAAUUUCUUGAAGAUAGUAUAAUUGGUGCCACACACGUAAUUUCUAGCACAGAGGAAGUAAUUGAAAGCAAAAAGGGGCAUAGUCCAAUGAUAGCACAAGAACUUCAUGCUAAUAGAGAAGUUGCAUCAUGUUGUGCUGUACCAACUCCUGGAAGGUCGUUGAUACUCUACAUUGCAUCACAAGAGCGAUCACUUGAAGCACUUCUUGCUCAAAAGCAUGAAGAUAAAAAGGAACAAGCGUUGUACUAUUUAAGUCGAACCUUGAUAGGAGCUAAGAUAAAUUAUACGCCCAUUGAGAAAAUGUGCUUAGCUUUGCUUUAUGCAAUAAAGAAAUUAAGGCAUUAUUUUAAGGCAUACACCAUCAAGCUAAUUUCUCGGGCCGAUCCCAUGAAGUUUGCUAUGAAGGGAGAAACACUUGUUAAUUUCCUCGACGAUCACCCUUUACCAGCAGAAUGGGAGGUUUCAGAUGAGUUUCCUAAUGAAGAUGUACUAUUUAUUGAAGAACUAUUGCCCUGGACAAUGCUCUUUGAUGGAUCUGCACAGUAUCAAGCUUUAAUCGUUGGCCUUGAAAUGGAAUUAGACAUAAAGAUUGCAAUUGGAUAUCAAUGGUUUGAUCAGGUAUUCCUAAAUCAUGUCCUAAGAGAAGAAAAUUGCAUGGCAGAUGCUCUGGAUAACUUAGCCACAACGCUGCACUCGGAGAGAAAGAGUCAACAAAGGUGUAAGUAUGUCAUCGAUGGGUUAUUCCUGCUACUUGAGGAUCCACGAAAAAGAGCAGGCAUUAAAAGAAGGGCACCAAGAUUUAUCUUUCAUGAGGAAAUAUCAUUUCAUCGUUCUGAUGAGGGAUUAUUUCUGAGGAGUCUUGACAAAGAAGAAUCUCAACAGACAAUGGAAGAAGCACACUCCGGUAUGUGUGGGGCACACCAAUCAGGGCCUAAGCUUCAUUUCUGCAUAAAAAAUAUGGGCUUCUAUUGGCCGACAAUGGUACUUGAUGUGGUUGGACCUCUUCUAAAGUCAUCAAAAGGGAAAAUGUACAUCUUAGUUGCUACUGACUAUUUCUCAAAAUGGGUUGAAGUUAUGCCAUUAAAAGAAGUGAAAAAGGAAAAUAUUGUUGAUUUUAUCAAGUCAAACAUAAUUUUUAGGUAUGGCAUACCAAGAUGCAUAGUUACGGAUAAUGGAACGCCCUUCAACAAUAAACUCAUGAAGACUUUGUGUGAGAAGUUCAAUUUUAAGCAGCACAAGUCUUCAAUUUACAAUGCACCUGCCAAUGGUCUUGCCGAAGCUUUUAACAAGACGCUUGGUAACCUAUUGACGAAAGUUGUUACAAAAAAUAAAAGGGAUUUGCAUGAGAAGAUCGGUGAAGCUUUGUGGGCAUAUCGUACAAACUUCAGAACUGCAACACAAGCAACUCCAUAUUCAUUGGUGUAUGGAGUAGAGGCAGUCCUUCCAUUAGAACAACAAAUUCUAUCAUUGUGA